AAGUCUCUCUCAAGUUUGUCCAAUGAUCUUGUCAUAUAAAAGUUUUCACCUAAUGUUCUGCUUUAUUUCCCUUAUGCCCUUAUGGUUAGUUUUCCCAUUCGCUCAUCAUCCAGUCAUCUAAAUGAUCCAUUCCAUCUUCCCCUCUCAAGCUUUGUUCUUAGCAACCCUUCUCCUCCUCCUCCUAGUACUCUUCUGAGCACUACUCGCGGGGUAGAUGAGCGGUUCUCCAGUUGUUCUUCUUCUUUCAAAUGUGGGAAGCUCAGUUCCAUUGGUUAUCCUUUUUGGAAGAAUGACCAACCUGAUUACUGUGGCCAUCCGGGUUUCACACUUGAAGAUUGCAAACAAGAAGACAUCACUAUAACCAUACUCUUCCAGAAGCAUCAUGUCCUGGACAUCAAUCAGGACAUCCAAAUCCUAAAAAUUGCAAGGAUGGAUUUCUCCAAACGCAUCUGUCCGGACAUAUUCCUUAACACCUCCAUGGACUCCGGUCUCUUCAGUUGCACCCUUAACGACAAAAACGCCACCCUAUUAUACGACUGCGCCACAACAAGUGAUCCAAAUAAGCAAUCCAAAGAUCAAUUCCGCUGCCCAGUUGAUAAAAUCCCUCGUGAUGCUUACUUUGUAUCUCCAAAUACAAGGUUGGGAAAUGAAGAGUUCAGGAGAUCAUCCAAUAUCAGUGUUGUGAUUCCUGUAAUGGAGAUGGAGGUCAAAAGGUUUGUGAAUCAUGAAUUGAGUGUUGGUCAAAAGGUUAAUCAGAUGGGUUUCAACCUCCUGGAGAAGAAAAUGGGAUUGGAUUUUGCUUUGAGUCAUGGUUUUGAUGUGGAGUACAACAUUAGUGUGGUUUUAUGUGAUCGGUGUGAGAAGUUAGAUGGGAUAUGCGAAAUCAGUUCAAAUUCAGUUUAGUAUCUACAAACAACAUGCAAGUGUCGUCCAGGAAGGACUUAUGCUCUCAAAACCAGAAUUCUGAUUAUAGGUAUGCAUACAUGAUUAGUACUCUUAUGAUACAUGAUUUGGUUCAAAUUGUCUGCCUAUUUCUCAUAGCCAUAGUAUAGUCCAAGCAUUGUUAUGCAAUUAAACUUACUAAACCUUA
Messenger RNA from Rubroshorea leprosula, 1090 nucleotides. Lineage: Eukaryota; Viridiplantae; Streptophyta; Magnoliopsida; Malvales; Dipterocarpaceae. The record is from the annotation of a GenBank genome assembly.